Molecule: messenger RNA, 1926 nt
Organism: Coregonus sp. 'balchen'
Lineage: Eukaryota; Metazoa; Chordata; Actinopteri; Salmoniformes; Salmonidae
Source: the annotation of a GenBank genome assembly
CCUGGGAAGGACAGCAAACUGGUGCCCAUUCUUCUGGUGGCCCGUGUGAUCUUCGUGCCGCUCUUCAUGCUGUGCAAUGUUCAGCCCCGCUACAACCUGCCUGUCUUCUUUGAACACGACGCCUGGUUCAUCGUCUUCAUGAUCCUCUUUGCCUUUUCCAAUGGAUACCUGGCCAGCCUCUGCAUGUGCUUUGGGCCCAAGUAAGACCUCUUGCCUACGCCUGGGCACAAACCCAAAUUGAUAAACUUUCAAGGUACAGGGCAACAUUUUCCUCUCGCAAUGACACGCUGUGAGCAAACUAACCGUUUGCUAACAAAAAAAUGUAAUAGACGGGAUUAGUACGAUUAUAAUAUGCAGCGUGAUUCACACUAACUUUUCUUUAACAGGGAAAUCCCAUUGAGACCUAGGCCUCUUUUGCAAGUACACAAAUUAUACAAAAUAUACAAAUACAACGUAAUAAAACAUAUAAUAUUUACAAGCAAUUUAAGAAAAGCAAUCACAUUCCUCAACAAGGGGCAGGUAGCCUAGCGGUUAGAGCAUUGGGCCAGUAACUGAAAGGUCGCUGGUUUGAAUACCCGAGCUGACAAGGUAAAAAAUAUGUCGAUGUGCCCUUGAGCAAGGCACUUAACCUUAAUUUGCUCCAGGGGCGCUGUACUACUAUGGCUGACCCUGUAAAACAACACAUUUCACUGCACCUAUCUGGUGUAUGUGACAAUAAAACAUAUUAUUAACUUGAACUGCCCUAGAGGUAACGGAGCGCAGAAGUCUGCAGAUCAUUCCAUACACAGGGUGCAAAAAAACGGAAUGCCGAUUUCCCGUAGAGAUUAACGGGACCUCUAGAGUUAGCCAUUCCACUGAUCAGGUCUGGUGACUCGUUUAAUUUAACAAUGAAGUAAGGUACGGUGGAAGUUUGUGCAAGAGGGCUUUAUAAACAAAAAUAGAGCAGUGUAUCGAUCUACGAGACAGCCAGCCUACUUUCUGAUAUAGGAUGCAAUGAUGUGUACUGAGCCUGUCGCCUGUAAUAAAGUGAAGUGUUCUGUGGUAAACUGCAUCUAAUGGUUUCAGUGCAGCUGCAGUCAUAUAAAUGGUGUCAUUGUAGUCUAGCAAUGGCAGGAAAGUUUACUGAAUUAUCUGCUUUCUGCUGUUCAGGGAGAGGCAUGAUCUAUUUCUAAAGAAGAAGCCCAUUUUUUUAAUGAACUCAUCCAUAUGCUUUUUAAAAGAUAACAUUUUGUCAAUCCAGAUGCCCAGAUAUUUAUAAGCAGGGACACGAUCAAUGUAGGCACCAUAAACCAAUUACAUGACACCUGAUCCAGGCCAAUCUCAGACAACCUUUGAAUUAGUAAAGAGCGGUCGACAGUGUUGAACGCUUUAGACAAGUCAAUAAAUAGAGCAGCACAGUGUUUCUUCCUAUCCAAACAAUUUACUACAUUAUGUAAAACCAAUGAUACUGCCGAGAUGUUGCUAUGCCCUGGUCUGAAGCCCGACUGAUGCACAUUUAGAAUAGAUUUUGAAGUUAAGAAGGAGCUUAGAAUCCUUGAUUAAUGCUCAACUAACAUUUUUGCUAGGCUAGAAAGUUUAGAAAUAGGGUGGUAAUUAUGUCUGUUAGAAAGACGAGGCACGACACACAUGGUACACACAAAGAAAUUGUGAGGUGCAGUUUUUGGAGCUCCUGUCUAUUUAAAACGUUAUGGUUAGUUUACUCACGUUGCAAGGGUCAUUACGAGAAGAAAAUGUCUCCCAGGUUGACAGAAAUGAGAUUGCACCUAAAAUCUUACCACACCUGAUCGGCUGUCAUUCUCUCUCUCUCUCCACAGAAAAGUUGCUCCUCAUGAGGCGGAGACAGCUGGAGCCAUUAUGGCCUUCUUCUUGUCCCUAGGUUUGGCUCUGGGAGCAUCCCUCUCAUUCCUCUUCAGAGGCCUGGUCUAA